This is a messenger RNA of Naegleria lovaniensis, 510 nucleotides long. RefSeq lists its product as uncharacterized. The coding region runs from base 1 to 510 and encodes 169 amino acids. Gene Ontology annotation, biological process: translation. Gene Ontology annotation, cellular component: ribosome. The record is from RefSeq and is a predicted model, not a curated record. The transcript has a single exon. Lineage: Eukaryota; Heterolobosea; Eutetramitea; Acrasida; Naegleriidae. Gene Ontology annotation, molecular function: structural constituent of ribosome; small ribosomal subunit rRNA binding.
AUGCCCUUGUAUGAACUUGUUUAUUUAGUAAAUGCUAAAGCUGCUUUACCUACAGUGGCCCAAGUGAUGAAACGAAAUGCUCAAGUGGUUUUUGAAAACAAUGGAGUUAUUCGUCGUUUGGACAAUAUGGGAAUUUUACCUCUUGCUUAUCCCAUGUACAGACACAGAGAGAAACAUUACAAGGGAAGAUGGAUUAUGAUGCUCUUCGAUGGCUCACCAACUUGCCUUCAACAACUCAAUGAACAAAUUAGAAAGGACCAACAAGUGUUCCGUUGGUCCUUCUAUAAACAAAAGGAUCAAUUCAGACAAUCAUAUGAUGAACAAAUUAUUCACGGUUCUAUGUAUAAAGGAGAGGAUGUUAACUUGACUCCACAAAACACUGCAAAAUUGGAAACAAAGAAUAUUACUUCUCAAACGAUAGGUGUUCAUGAUGAUGAAUUACUCAUCCAAAGUAUUUUGAAUGAGGAGGCUGCUAAACUUACAUCGGAAUCUCAACAAGAAAAACAAUAA